This is a messenger RNA of Phanerochaete carnosa HHB-10118-sp, 1008 nucleotides long. RefSeq lists its product as uncharacterized. Lineage: Eukaryota; Fungi; Basidiomycota; Agaricomycetes; Polyporales; Phanerochaetaceae. Bases 1 to 1008 code for a protein of 335 amino acids. The transcript is spliced from 2 exons. The record is from RefSeq and is a predicted model, not a curated record.
AUGUCUUCCCUAGCUCCUGUCGAUAUGCUUCCAGACGACGUGGCAUUCGAGAUCCUGCGGAUAGCGUACGCACAUUCGACAUUCCCGUACUGCGGCAGUAAUCGUUUUCAGUUGUAUAUGAACUCUCCAAUUCCCAUCAGUCACGUUUCACGGCGAUGGAGAGACCUUGUUCUGUCCCUACCGUGCCUCUGGAACUGCAUCCAUAUCAUUCCUUCUGAGUGGAGGGAUGACGUGGACGUAGUGCAGGCAUACAUCGCACGUUCCGGUCGGCUCCCACUCUCCGUCGAAUUCGACUGCAGGAUGAACGACGCCGAAAGUGAUCAUUCUGAAUCGGAUAGCGAUUCAGAAGGAUCACACGAUUGUCCUUGCGACGACGUCUGGAACGCGCUGUUCAAGGAGAGGACGAGAUGGGAGCACUUGGUCCUCGACGCUCGAAAUGCCGCUCACCUAGCUUCAUUUACGAAGCAAAUCAGUGGAGAAGUCUUCCCAGCUCUUGAGUCUCUCCAGAUCCCUUCAUACGAACCUGGUCAGGAUAUGCGAGUCCUCGACAUCACGGCCCCAAAGCUGACGCAACUGCGUGCUACCAGCUUCUACUACGCUCGCACCGUCUUGCACUCGACCCCGCUGCAACUGUUCUCGAGGCUGACGACGCUCGAACUGGUCCACUUCUUCUACGACGUCCCGAACCAUGUCGUUCGGUUUCUGGACAUGCUGCGCAGCGCGUCUGCAACACUCCAGGUGCUGGUACUGCGCCAUGGCUGCUUCAACGUGCCCAUCCCCUCCGCCUCCCUUGGAGUCAUGCCCACAGACUUCCCUCAUCUAACAUUCCUUGUCAUCGAGUCAGUACUCGAGUACCAUGACGCCGACUACAACAUUGUUUCAGAGCUGUGCAGGGCCGCCCGCUCACUAGACAGGGUGCACAUCCUGGGCCACAGCAUCAUGUCCUUCCACUCCUACCUCCACUCCGACAGCCUGGACCAACUUCAUACCCGCCUUCCCGCUCCUUGA